Dendronephthya gigantea is the source of this 13263-nucleotide messenger RNA. Its product is annotated as mucin-2-like. NCBI's taxonomy places the organism in Eukaryota, Metazoa, Cnidaria, Anthozoa, Malacalcyonacea, Nephtheidae. The record is from RefSeq and is a predicted model, not a curated record. Gene Ontology annotation, molecular function: protein binding. The transcript has 23 exons. The annotation marks the transcript as partial.
AAACCAACAACUGCUGCAACUGGAGUUACCACCAAACCUACAACUGCUGCAACUGGAGCUACCACCAAACCUACAACUGCUGCAACUGGUGUAACUACCAAACCAACAACUGCUGCAACUGGUAUAACAACUAAACCUACAACUCCUGCAACUGGUGUAACAACUAAACCUACAACUGCUGCAACUGGAGUAACUACCAAACCAACAACUGCUGCAACUGGUGUGGCAACUAAACCUACAACUGCUGCAACUGGUGUAACAACUAAACCUACAACUCCUGCAACUGGUGUAACAACUAAACCUACAACUCCUGCAACUGGUGUAACAACUAAACCUACAACUCCUGCAACUGGUGUAACAACUAAACCUACAACUGUUGCAACUGGAGUUACCAGCAAACCUACAACUGUUGCAACUGGAGUAACUACGAAACCAACAACUGGAGUAACUAGGAAACCAGCAACUGGAGUAACGACCAAACCUACAACUGCUGCAACUGGAGUAACUACCAAACCAACAACUUCUGAAACUGGAGUAACUACCAAACCAACAACUCCUGCAACUGGUGUAACAGCUAAACCUACAACUGUUGCAACUGGUGUAACAACUAAAUCUACAACCGUUGCAACUGGAGUUACCAGCAAAUCUACAACUGUUGCAACUGGAGUAACUACCAAACCAACAACUGGAAUAACAACCAAACCUACAACUGCUGCAACUGGAGUUACAACUAAACCAACAACUGCUGCAACUGGUGUAACAACUAAACCUACAACUGUUGUUACUGGUGUUACUACGAAACCAGCAACUGGGGUAACAACCAAACCUACAACUGCUGCAACUGGAGUUACUACUAAACCUACAACUGCUACAACUAGAGUUACCACAAAACCUGCAACGGGUGUAGUAACAAAACCAACAACUGCUGCGACUCGAUUAGUGACAAAACCGACGACUGCUGAAACUGAAGUAGUGUCCAGUGUUAAAUCAAAACAUACAACUGGUGUUCCUGGUAUUGUUACGAAAUUGACAUCUGCUGCACCUGGUGUGAUCACUGCUUCGACUGCUGCAACUGUAAAAAUAACAACUCCUGCAACUGGAAUUACCACGAAACCUGCAACUGGAGUAACCACCAAACCUACAACUGCUAAAACUGGGGUAAAAACCAAACCUAAAACUGCUGCAACUGGUGUUACUACGAAACCAAUAACGGUUGCAACUGGGGUAACUACUAAACCUGUAACUGAAGUAACCACCAAACCUACAACGGCUGCAAUUAGAGUAACCACCAAACCAACAACUGCUGCAACUGGUGUCACGACAAAACCUACAACUCUUCAAACUGGUGUGCCUGGCAUUGUUACGAAAUUGACAUCUGCUGCACCUGGUGUGAUCACUGCUUCGACUGCUCCUACUGUAAAAAUAACAACUGCUGUAACGGAAGUUGCUAGCAAACCAGUAACUGGAUUGACGACCAAACCUGCAACCGUAGCAACUGGAGUGACGGCGCAACCUACAACUGCAACAACCGGAAUGACAACAGAAUUCGCCGUCAUAACAGGCGCGGUUACAGGAGCAACCUCUCCCGUCGCUGGGGUAGGGCUUAUAACGACGAAACCGACAACACCAAUGACUACAGAGGCACCCAGGGAAACCACCGGUAUAACCAUAGUAACGACAAAGCAGGCUGGCAUUGGGCCAAGAGUGAUGACAGUGCAAUCGGCGUUUACACCAGGGGCUGCUACACCUGCAGCUGGAGGUGCACAAACAACACCAACAAGUGUUUUAACAGGAGUAACUACGCAACCUGCAGGUGCUGUAACAGGAAUAACACAUAAACCUGCAACUGGAGUAACAACCAAACCUGCAACUGGUGUGCCUGGCAUUGUUACGAAAUUGACAUCUGCUGCACCUGGUGUGAUCACUGCUUCGACUGCUUCUACAGUAAAAAUAACAACUGCUGCAACUGGAGUUACCACCAAACCAACAACUGCUGCAACUGGUGUAACAACUAAACCAACAACUGCUGCAACUAGUGUAACAACUAAAUCAACAACUGCUGCAACUGGAGUUACAACGAAACCUGCAAUUGGAGUAACCACCAAACCUACAACUCCUGCAACUGGUGUAACGACUAAAGCUACAACUGCUGCAACUGGAGUUACCACCAAACCAACAACUGCUGCAACUGGUGUGACAACUAAACCAACAACUGCUGCAACUGGUGUGACAACUAAACCAACAACUGCUGCAACUGGUAUAACAACAAAACCUACAACUCCAUCAACUGGUGUAACGACUAAACCUACAACUGCUGCAACUAGAGUUACCACUAAACCAACAACUACUGCAACUGGUGUGACAACUAAACCAACAACUGCUGCAACUGGAGUUACAACGAAACAUGCAACUGGAGUAACCACCAAACCAACAACUGCUGCAACUGGAGUAACCACCAAACCAACAACUGCUGCAACUGGAGUUACCACCAAACCAACCACUGCUGCAACUGGUGUAACGACUAAACCUACAACUGCUGCAACUGGAGUUACCACCAAACCAACAAGUGCUGCAACUGGUGUGACAACUAAACCAACAACUGCUGCAACUGGUGUAACAACUAAAUCAACAACUGCUCCAACUGGAGUUACCACCAAACCUACCACUGCUGCAACUGGUGUAACGACUAAAGCUACAACUGCUGCAACUGGAGUUACCACGAAACCAACAACUGCUGCAACUGGUGUAACAACUAAACCUACAACUAUUGCAACUGGAGUUACUACCAAACCAACAACUGCUGCAACUGGAGUUACCACCAAACCUACAACUGCUGCAACUGGAGUUACCACCAAACCUACAACUGCUGCAACUGGAGUUAGCACCAAACCUGCAACUGCUGUAACUGCAGUUACAACCAAACCUGCCACUGGAGUUAGCACCAAACCUGUAACUGGAGUAACAACCAAACCUGCAACUGCUGUAACUGGAGUCACAACCAAACCUCCAACUGGAGUAACAACCAAACCAACAACUGCUGCAACUGGAGUAACAACAGGUGUGCCUGGCAUUGUUACGAAAUUGACAUCUGCUGCACCUGGUGUGAUCACUGCUUCGACUGCUCCUAUUGUAAAAAUAACAACUGCUGCAACUGGAGUUACAACGAAACCUGCAACUGGAGUUACCACCCAACCAGCAACUGCUGUAACUGGAGUUACAACCAAACCUGCAACUGGAGUUACCACCAAACCAACAACUGCUGCAACGGGAGUCAUCACCAAACCAACAACUGCUGCAACUGGUGUAACAACUAAAUCAACAACUGCUGCAACUGGAGUUACAACGAAACCUGCAACGGGAGUAACCAUCAAACCAACAACUGCUGCAACUGGAGUAACCACCAAACCAACAACUGCAGCAACUGGAGUAACAACCAAACCUGCAACUGCUCUAACUGGAGUUACCACCAAACCUGCAACUGAAGUGACUACCAAACCAACAACUGCUGCAACUAGAGUAACCACCAAACCAACAACUGCUGCAACUAGAGUAACCACGAAACCAACAACUAUUGUAAGUGGUGUGACAACUAAACCAACAACUGCUGCAACUGGUGUAACAACUAAAUCAACAACUGCUGCAACUAGAAUUACAACAAAACCUGCAACUGGUGUAACGACUAAACCUACAACUGCUGCAACUGGAGUUACCACCAAACAAACAACUGCUGCAACUGGAGUUCCCAGCAAACCUACAACUGCUGCAACUGGAGUUAGCACAAAACCUGCAACUGGAGUAACAACCAAACCUGCAACUGCUGUAACUGGAGUUAAACCCAAACCUGCAACUGGAGUAACCACCAAACCAACAACUGCUGCACCUGGAGUUACCACGAAACCAACCACUCACCAACCUACAACUGCUGCAACUGGAGUUAGCACCAAACCUGCAACUGAAGUAACAACCAAACCUGCAACUGCUGCAACUGGAGUUAGCACAAAACCUGCAACUGGAGUAACAACCAAUCCUGCAACUGCUGUAACUGGAGUUACAACCAAAUUUGCAACUGGAGUUACCACCAAACCAACAACUGCUGCAACUGGAGUUAGCACAAAACCUGCAACCGGAGUAACAACCAAUCCUGCAACUGCUGUAACUGGAGUUACAACCAAAUUUGCAACUGGAGUUAGCACCAAACCUACAACUGCAGCUACUGGAGUUAGCACCAAACCUGCAACUGCUUUAACUGGAGUUGCAACCAAACCUGCAACUGGAGUUACUACCAAACCAACAACUGCUGCAACUGGUGUAAGGACUAAAGCUACAACUGCUGCAACUGGAGUUACCACCAAACCUACAACUCCUGCAACUGGAGUUAGCACAAAACCCGCAACUGGAGUAACAACCAAACCUGCAACUGGAGUAACAACCAAACCUGCAACUGCUGUAACUGGAGUAACAACCAAACCUGCAACUGGAGUAACAACCAAACCUGCAACUGCUGUAACUGGAGUUACAACCAAACCUGCAACUGGAGUAACAACCAAAGCUGCAACUGCAAUAACAACCAAACCUUCAACUGGUGUGCCUGGCAUUGUUACGAAAUUGACAUCUGCCGCACCUGGUGUGAUCACUGCUUCGACUGCUCCUAUUGUAAAAAUAACAACUGCUGCAACUGGAGUUACAACGAAACCUGCAACUGGAGUUACCACCCAACCAGCAACUGCUGUAACUGGAGUUACAACCAAACCUGCAACUGGAGUUACCACCAAACCAACAACUGCUGCAACGGGAGUCAUCACCAAACCAACAACUGCAGCAACUGGAGUAACAACCAAACCUGCAACUGCUCUAACUGGAGUUACCACCAAACCUGCAACUGAAGUGACUACCAAACCAACAACUGCUGCAACUAGAGUAACCACCAAACCAACAACUGCUGCAACUAGAGUAACCACGAAACCAACAACUAUUGUAAGUGGUGUGACAACUAAACCAACAACUGCUGCAACUGGUGUAACAACUAAAUCAACAACUGCUGCAACUGGAGUUACAACCAAACCUGCAACUGGAGUUACCAUCAAACCAACAACUGCUGCAACUGGAGUAACCACCAAACCAACAACUGCAGCAACUGGAGUAACAACCAAACCAACUGCUCUAACUGGAGUUACCACCAAACCUGCAACUGAAGUGACUACCAAACCAACAACUGCUGCAACUAGAGUAACCACCAAACCAACAACUGCUGCAACUAGAGUAACCACGAAACCAACAACUAUUGUAAGUGGUGUGACAACUAAACCAACAACUGCUGCAACUGGUGUAACAACUAAAUCAACAACUGCUGCAACUAGAAUUACAACAAAACCUGCAACUGGUGUAACGACUAAACCUACAACUGCUGCAACUGGAGUUACCACCAAACAAACAACUGCUGCAACUGGAGUUCCCAGCAAACCUACAACUGCUGCAACUGGAGUUAGCACAAAACCUGCAACUGGAGUAACAACCAAACCUGCAACUGCUGUAACUGGAGUUAAACCCAAACCUGCAACUGGAGUAACCACCAAACCAACAACUGCUGCACCUGGAGUUACCACGAAACCAACCACUGUUGCAACUGGUGUAACAACUAAACCUACAACUGCUGCAACUGGAGUUACAACAAAACCUGCAACUGGUGUAACGACUAAACCUACAACUGCUGCAACUGGAGUUACCACCAAACCAACAACUGCUGCAACUGGUGUAACAACUAAGCCAACAACUGCUGUAACUGGUGUAACAACUAUAUCAACAACUGCUGCAACUGGAGUUACAACGAAACCUGCAACUGGAGUAACCGCGAAACCAACAACUAUUGUAACUGGUGUGACAACUAAACCAACAACUGCUGCAACUAGUGUAACAACGAAAUCAACAACUGCUGCAACUGGAGUUACAACAAAACCUACAACUGGUGUAACGACUAAACCUACAACUGCUGCAACUGGAGUUACCACCAAACCAACAACUGCUGCAACUGGAGUUACCAGCAAACCUACAACUGCUGCAACUGGAGUUAGCACAAAACCUGCAACUGGAGUAACAACCAAACCUGCAACUGCUGUAACUGGAGUUACAACCAAACCAACAACUGCUGCAACUGGAGUAACCACCAAACCAACAACUGCUGCAACUGGAGUUACCACCAAACCAACCAGUGCUGCAACUGGUGCAACAACUAAACCUACAACUCCUGCAACUGGUGUAACGACUAAACCUACAACUGCUGCAACUGGAGUUACCACCAAACCAACAACUGUUGCAGCUGGUGUGACAACUAGACCAACAACUGCUGCAACUGGUGUAACAACUAAAUCAACAACUGCUGCAACUGGAGUUACAACGAAACCUGCAACGGGAGUAACCACCAAACCAACAACUCCUGCAACUAGAUUAACCACCAAACCAACGACUGCUGCAACUGGAGUUACCACCAAACCAACAACUGCUGCAACUGGAGUUAGCACCAAACCUGCAACUGAAGUAACUACCAAACCAACAACUGCUGCAACUAGAGUAACCACCAAACCAACAACUGCUGCAACUGGAGUAACCACGAAACCAACAACUUUUGUAACUGGUGUGACAACUAAACCAACAACUGCUGCAACUGGAGUUACCACGAAACCUACAACUGCUGCAACUGGAGUUAGCACCAAACCUACAACUGCUGCAACUGGAGUUAGCACCAAACCUGCAACUGAAGUAACAACCAAACCUGGAACUGCUGUAACUGGAGUUGCAACCAAACCUGCAACUCGAGUUACCACGAAACCAACAACUGCUGCAACUGGUGUAACGACUAAACCUACAACUGCGGCAACUGGAGUUACUACCAAACCAACAACGGCUGCAACUGGAGUUACCACCAAACCUACAACUGCUGCAACUGGAGUUAGCACAAAACCUGCAACUGGAGUAACAACCAAACCUGCAACUGCUGCAACUGGAGUUAGCACAAAACCUGCAACUGGAGUAACAACCAAUCCUGCAACUGCUGUAACUGGAGUUACAACCAAAUUUGCAACUGGAGUUACCACCAAACCAACAACUGCUGCAACUGGAGUUAGCACAAAACCUGCAACCGGAGUAACAACCAAACCUGCAACUGCUGUAACUGGAGUUACAACCAAAUUUGCAACUGGAGUUAGCACCAAACCUACAACUGCAGCUACUGGAGUUAGCACCAAACCUGCAACUGCUUUAACUGGAGUUGCAACCAAACCUGCAACUGGAGUUACUACCAAACCAACAACUGCUGCAACUGGUGUAAGGACUAAAGCUACAACUGCUGCAACUGGAGUUACCACCAAACCUACAACUCCUGCAACUGGAGUUAGCACAAAACCCGCAACUGGAGUAACAACCAAACCUGCAACUGGAGUAACAACCAAACCUGCAACUGCUGUAACUGGAGUAACAACCAAACCUGCAACUGGAGUAACAACCAAACCUGCAACUGCUGUAACUGGAGUUACAACCAAACCUGCAACUGGAGUAACAACCAAAGCUGCAACUGCAAUAACAACCAAACCUUCAACUGGUGUGCCUGGCAUUGUUACGAAAUUGACAUCUGCCGCACCUGGUGUGAUCACUGCUUCGACUGCUCCUACUGUAAAGAUAACAACUGCUGCAACUGGAGUUACCACGAAACCUGCAACUGGUGUUACCACCCAACCAACAACUGCUGUAACUGGAGUUACAACCAAACCUGCAACUGGAGUUACCACCAAACCUACAACUGCUGCAACUGGAGUUAGCACAAAACCUGCAACUGGAGUAACAACCAAACCUGCAACUGCUGUAACUGGAGUUACAACCAAAUUUGCAACUGGAGUUACCACCAAACCAACAACUGCUGCAACUGGAGUUAGCACCAAACCUGCAACUGCUGCAACUGGAGUUACUACCAAACCAACAACUGCUGCAACUGGUGUAACGACUAAAGCUACAACUGCUGCAACUGGAAUUACCACUAAACCUACAACUGCUGGAACUGGAGUUAGCACAAAACCUGCAACUGGAGUAACAACCAAAUCUGCAACUGGAGUAACAACCAAACCUGCAACUGGAAUAACAACCAAACCUUCAACUGGUGUGCCUGGCAUUGUUACGAAAUUGACAUCUGCCGCACCUGGUGUGAUCACUGCUUCGACUGCUCCUACUGUAAAAAUAACAACUGCUGCAACUGGAGUUACCACGAAACCUGCAACUGGUGUUACCACCCAACCAACAACUGCUGUAACUGGAGUUACCACCAAACCAACAACUGCUGCAACUGGAGUUAGCACCAAACCGGCAACUGGAGUAACAACCAAACCUGCAACUGCUGUAACUGGAGUUACAACCAAACCUGCAACUAGAGUAACCACGAAACCAACAACUGCUGCAAUUGGAGUUACCACCCAACCAACAACUGCUGCAACGGGAUUUAUCACCAAACCAACAACUGUUGCAACUGGAGUAACCAAGAAACCAAAAACUGCUGCAACUGGUGUAACAACUAAACCUACAACUCCUGCAACUGGUGUAACCACCAAACCAACAACUGCUGCAGCUGGAGUUACCACCAAACCAACAACUGCUGCAACUGGUGUAACAACUAAACCAACAACUGCUGUAACUGGAGUUACAACGAAACCUGUAACUAGAGUAACCACGAAACCAACAACUGCUGCAACUGGUGUAACAACUAAACCUACAACUGCUGCAACUGGAGUUACUACCAAACCAACAACUGCUGCCACUGGAUUUACCACCAAACCUACAACUGCUGCAACUGGAGUUACCACCAAACCUACAACUGCUGCAACUGGAGUUAGCACCAAACCUGCAACUGGAGUAACAACCAAACCUGCAACUGCUGUAACUGGAGUUACAACCAAACCUGCAACUGGAGUUAGCACCAAACCUGUAACUGGAGUAACAACCAAACCUGCAACUGCUGUAACUGGAGUCACAACCAAACCUGCAACUGGAUUAACAACCAAACCAACAACUGCUGCAACUGGAGUAACAACAGGUGUGCCUGGCAUUGUUACGAAAUUGACAUCUGCUGCACCUGGUGUGAUCACUGCUUCGAAUGCUCCUAUUGUAAAAAUAACAACUGCUGCAACUGGAGUUACAACGAAACCUGCAACUGGAGUUACCACCCAACCAGCAACUGCUGUAACUGGAGUUACAACCAAACCUGCAACUGGAGUUACCACCAAACCAACAACUGCUGCAACGGGAGUUAUCACCAAACCAACAACUGCUGCAACUGGAGCUACCAAGAAACCAACAACUGCUGCAACUGGUGUAACAAUUAAACCUACAACUCCAUCAACUGGUGUAACGACUAAACCUACAACUGCUGCAACUGGAGUUACAACGAAACCUGUAACUGCCGUAACUGGAGUUACCACCAAACCUACGCCUGGAGUGAUCACAAAACUUUCUACUCCCAGAACUGGUAUUACCCCGAAACCUACAACUGCUGCAACAAAAAAACUGGGGACAGUCUCAACAGUCGCGCCGUCGAAAGUCACACCAAUACUCUGCCCGGGCGGGAUGGUGUUUACCAGCUGUGUACCAUCAUGUGAACCAUCUUGUCAGUAUCGUAAUACCAGUUGUAGUGCGGGUAAUGUUUGUGUAUCAGGAUGUACUUGUGAAACUGGUUUGGUUUACAAUGGUACUCAUUGCGUAGAACCUUCGGACUGCCCAUGUUACCACAACAAUAUAUUCCACAAAGCUGGUGCUACCUGGAGUCAUAACUGCAGUGAUUGUAUCUGCUGGGAAAACAAAGUGAUCUGUACUUUGAAAGUUUGUCCUUCAGUGACUUUCUGUCCAUCGCCACAAUACGAAGUUAGCAAGAAAAACUGUUGUGAUGUAUGUUCCCCGGUUUCUGUCCAAUUAACGACAUUUGCACCUACAACUGCAGUGGCAUGCAAGGAUGAUGGAUUCUUCUGUCCCUCUGAUAAAUCCUGCAUCCCAAAAUCAUGGUUAUGUGAUGGUUCCCUGGAUUGCUCAUUUGGGGAGGAUGAGAACAGUUGUAAGCAGGUUAUUCCCUGUAAUGAAAGUUUAGGGGCUGUACAAGCUUAUCCUAAUACUAGUUGGAGUAAACAAUUGUCAAACCGUGGAGCAACAUUGUACUGCCUACAGGAAUACAAUGAUAGUUUGUUGUUCCAUGCUGAUCUUGGUUUUAUCUCGAAAGUAACAAUGAUUGGCUCCGAAGUUAGAAUGAUCUCUUUAACUUACCAAAACUUUGACAUAAAGUACAGUACAAAUGGUAUCGCGUGGAGUACUUAUGAAGGAUGGAAUCUCACGGGCUCUGUUGGUGACCUCUCGCUGUUUAAGAUGAGGAAUCCAUUUAACGCUCGUUAUGUUCGUAUAAUACCAGAGCAUUGGAAUAUAUCUCUUUGCUCGCGCUAUGUCGUAUUUGGUUGUGUAAAUAUCACCGCUACCUUCGCUCCCACGACAAAACCCUGCUCGGGCUUCACCUGUAACAACAGUUUGUGUAUUAACCCGAAGUUACGUUGUGAUGGAAGCAAUGAUUGCGAGGAUAAUACAGAUGAAAUUGGAUGCCCGCCAGUCACGUGCUCUGAUAACCAAUUCACGUGCAAUAACAGUAAAUGUAUCGGGAUUAAUCACGUGUGUGACGGAGAUGAUGAUUGUGGUGAUGCAUCAGAUGAGAGUCCUGGAUGUGUAAAACCAACAUGUCCAUCCACGCAGUUCAUGUGCAACACAAGUCAUUGUGUACCUCUCCGAUUCCUAUGCGACGGUGAAAAAGAUUGUCCUGGCGGUGACGAUGAAGACCCGAAGAACUGUCCAACGACAACUCAACCGACAGCUUGCGAGUUUCUGUGUUCCGAUGGCACGUGCAUUCCAAAGACGCAAAUCUGCGAUUACUUCAAGGACUGUAACAACAGCAUGGAUGAAGCUAAUUGUACUUGUACUAACACAUCCCAAUGGCGCUGUUCACGAAGCCAGAAAUGUAUAUCCAUCAGUUAUAUCUGUGACGGAACGGAGGAAUGUCCCCGUGGAGAAGAUGAAGAGAAUUGUCCUACAAUAUUACCAACGACAAUUGCCUCAACUGCACCGAGCAUUUCAACAUCAGUAAAACCAGUUGAAAAUAUCACCACCGAAAUUUUCACGACCCUGCCUGUUACAACUUUACCAAUCACCACUCCGCCUCUGUGUGUGAGAGGAAACCAAUCGUACAAGGUUGGUCAAACUUGGAUUGAAAAUAAAUGCUUCAGGUGUCGUUGUCUCAAUGAUGGAUCAACUAACUGUACGAAAUUCUGUUCAAUUAUUUUUUGUCCAACGGGUCAAGUGCUGGCGUCGUCGUCAAUUGAAUGUUGCAACUGUCAGGUCGGUACCACUACCAGGCCUGUGACAACCAUACCAGUAUCAACAGUUCCCAUCACCACAAAGCUCACAAAAGCUAAAACAAUACCAACAACAAUCUCAACGCCGUCCAUUACAACAAAAGUUCCUGUUAUUCAAUGCGUUAAUGUGACUUGUUCCUGUCCGCAAACGUGUGCUGACAUAGCUCGUGGCUCAGAUAACUGCAGUACUUCUGAAUGUGAACCCGGUUGUCAAUGUCCAUCUGGAACUGUUUUGGAGAAUGGCAUUUGUACGAACGCAACUACAUGUCCAUGUUAUCAUGAGGGUAGAGUUUAUGAGUUUGGAGACUCCUACAAUAAAGAUGUUUGUAUUACCUGUAUGUGUUUAAGUGAUGGAUUCUCGUGCCAAAAAAAAUGCAACAAAACUUGUCUACCGAGUGAAGAACUUGUCACCCUACCAGACCAAUGCUGUUAUUGUAGACAAAAAUGCCGUUCCGAUAUGAUUUACAAGCAAUGCAGUUGCCCAGUUACUUGUGAAAAUACAACAUGCGAUUCUACGCAUUGUAAACCUGGCUGUGAAUGUCCAAGUGGUAAAUAUGAUGACGGUUCUGAGUGCGUGGAAAGAAAAGAUUGUUACUGUAUUAUCGAUGGAAAACAGGUUGAGAGUGGUGAAGUAUGGACAGAAGGAGAAUGUUCCACGUGUUCCUGUACUGAUGGCGAAGAACUGUGUAACAAGACAUGUAACAUAACCACUUGUCCGACGGGUUAUAAACUAGUCCACCCUCUUGACAGCUGUUGUAUGUGUAUUAAAUUACCCACUACAAUCCCGACAACACCAGCCGCUACACAGCCUCCCGCAUGUUUCGACAAUGGAACGUUGAAGAAGCUCGGUGAAUCGUGGUCAAAUGAUCUCUGUGAAAAUUGCACUUGUGAAGAAAACAACCAAGUAAAAUGCAUUUCAACGACAUGCCCGACUGUCUGUCCGAAGGGUUGCAAAGCACAACAAAUCCCGGGACAAUGCUGCAACGAAUGUGUUCCACUUUCCUACACCACAAUUUGCAAAGAUAAUGGCACCGUUUAUCAUGCUGGAGAAUCAUGGAAACCAGAUCCUUGCCAGAAUUGUUCUUGUUCUUCAGAGGGCAAAGUGACGUGCCGUAUUGAACAAUGUCUACAAAACUGUCCAGUGGGUUUUGAACGCCGUCAUCUACCUGGUCAAUGCUGUCCUAAAUGUGUUCCAGUCGCUAUGUGUACAGCAAUGAGAAUCAGCACGGUAAUCACGGAUCAUAAUGGUUGUACCAGUAGAAAUGCUACUGCAUCCUUCUGUAAUGGACCAUGCAAUUCGAACGGAACUGUUUCGAUUAUUGGUAAUCUGACCAUCGUCUCAACAUGUCGCUGCUGCAAACCUUCAUCCCUAGCACGAGAUUUAACGCAAAUGGUGUGUCCUGAUGGAUCCAGUUAUGUUCAUUAUUACCCUGUUAUCCAACAAUGUUUGUGUACCAGAUGCGGCGCUGAAACAACCAAUGAAAUGACUCAACUACUGCAUUUGAUCACUCAAGAAAACCAAGGAUGAAACCUAUUUUUCAAAUAACAAAAAGACUCAAAAAUCCAGAAAAAAUAGACUAAUUUUACUAAUUUUACUUAGAAAACAUUUCUAUUUAGUGAUUAUUGUAAUGCAAUUAAUGACUAGGAAUUAUAACAUAGCCAAUAAUUAAAUAUAAAGUACCAAAAUUGUAUUUAAAAUACGUUCAAUAUAUCAAUACCUAGUAGAGCUACUGCGUAUGCAGUGAAAUAGAGUAAGUAGAAAUUUAUUUAUAAAGUGAAGUUCAAGUUAAUUAUGCAUCAUAGCUGAUUGUAUGCUGGCGUACAAAAUUAAGCUACAAAAAUUAUA